Messenger RNA from Pteropus alecto (black flying fox), 1921 nucleotides. RefSeq names its product DnaJ heat shock protein family (Hsp40) member A2 (gene DNAJA2). The coding region runs from base 16 to 1287 and encodes 423 amino acids. Lineage: Eukaryota; Metazoa; Chordata; Mammalia; Chiroptera; Pteropodidae. Gene Ontology annotation, molecular function: Hsp70 protein binding; ATP binding. The record is from RefSeq and is a predicted model, not a curated record. Gene Ontology annotation, cellular component: cytosol; cytoplasm. Gene Ontology annotation, biological process: response to heat; protein refolding. The transcript is spliced from 8 exons.
UAUUUUUGGAAGGUUAUGAUUUUAGAACAGCGCUUCUCAGAAAAGUGGAUUUUAAGUUCUUACAAAUCUUUAAACCAGCCUUUGUAUGUAACCUUUUUUUUUUUUUUUUUUAAUCUUUUAUUGAAGGCAUACAGAAAGUUAGCCAAGGAAUACCAUCCUGAUAAGAAUCCAAAUGCCGGUGACAAAUUCAAAGAAAUAAGUUUUGCAUAUGAAGUACUAUCAAAUCCCGAGAAACGCGAGUUAUAUGACAGAUACGGAGAACAAGGUCUUCGGGAAGGUAGCGGCGGAGGUGGUGGCAUGGAUGAUAUUUUCUCUCACAUUUUUGGUGGGGGAUUGUUCGGCUUCAUGGGCAAUCAGAGUAGAAGUCGAAAUGGCAGAAGAAGAGGAGAAGACAUGAUGCAUCCACUCAAAGUAUCUUUAGAAGACCUGUAUAACGGCAAGACAACCAAACUACAACUUAGCAAGAAUGUGCUCUGUAGUGCGUGCAGUGGCCAAGGUGGAAAGUCUGGAGCUGUUCAGAAGUGCAGCGCUUGUCGGGGUCGAGGCGUACGCAUCAUGAUCCGACAGCUGGCUCCGGGCAUGGUGCAGCAGAUGCAGUCUGUGUGUGCCGACUGCAACGGCGAAGGAGAGGUGAUUAACGAAAAAGACCGCUGUAAAAAGUGCGAAGGGAAGAAGGUGAUCAAAGAAGUCAAGAUCCUGGAGGUCCACGUGGACAAAGGCAUGAAGCACGGGCAGAGAAUUACGUUCACUGGGGAAGCCGACCAGGCCCCGGGCGUGGAACCAGGAGACAUUGUUCUUUUGCUACAAGAGAAAGAACAUGAGGUGUUCCAGAGAGAUGGGAAUGAUUUGCACAUGACAUAUAAGAUUGGACUUGUCGAAGCUCUGUGUGGAUUUCAGUUCACAUUCAAGCACCUUGAUGGACGUCAGAUUGUGGUGAAAUACCCGCCUGGCAAAGUCAUCGAGCCAGGAUGUGUCCGUGUAGUUCGCGGCGAAGGGAUGCCACAGUAUCGUAACCCCUUUGAAAAAGGUGAUCUUUACAUAAAGUUCGAUGUACAGUUUCCUGAAAACAACUGGAUCAACCCAGACAAGCUUUCUGAACUAGAAGAUCUUCUGCCCUCUAGACCGGAAGUUCCAAACAUAAUUGGAGACACGGAGGAGGUAGAGCUUCAGGAAUUUGACAGCACUCGGGGCUCAGGAGGUGGCCAGCGGCGUGAAGCCUAUAACGAUAGCUCCGAUGAGGAGAGCAGCAGCCAUCACGGACCCGGAGUGCAAUGUGCCCAUCAGUAAACUCUGCAGACCGAUUGCACAAGUGGAUUUUCUUUCCACGUCUGCCUGGUUUGUUGUCAGCGACCCCGCUGGAGGGUCUGGUCAGUCCAGAUGAGCUGAUGGACAUCUGUUGGUCUAUGUGUAACUUUUAAAAUUGGUAUAAUAUCUACAGAGUGUAUAAUUUAAACUAACCACAGAGCUUUACAUCUUCAUUUCGACUGUUCCGUAGCAGAAUAAAGCACUUGAAAGGAAAUAAGACUCCCUUUCACACAUGGGUUUUAAGUUUCAGUCCUGGCAUCUGUGCUUGAUUUUUAUCGGUUUCGUGUAGAUUAUUUUUUUGUUUCAUAUUUUAAAUUCAAAUCCCACAUUGUAAAGUUUGUGUACAAUUUGUCCUGAAGCUUUGUGUUUGGCUGCACCUGCAUAAGCUGCUACAAAUAGAAUAAAGAAUUUCAUAGCCUGUAUCUAUCAUUUAGGUGCAUGGAAAAAAAUGGGCUUUGCACACAAUGGGUUUGGAGCUGACUGGGAACAAUGGAAAACAUUACAUUAGCUGUGGUUGUAAAGUUUUUCUUUUUUUUUUUUCUUUUUUUUUUUUUUUUUUUUACCAUCUUGUGAAAGGUUUUUGAAACUUGAUAAUAAAAAGCAGUGGUGUAAAUUA